CGACACGCAAAACGCAAAAAAACCACUAACAUUUCAAAUUUUGGUUCAAUAACUAUCCACAUAAUAGUUCUUCUACGGGAAGCAACAAGUAGAUGACUCGUUGAGAGCAUAACCUUAUGAUAAUCACAAUCUUAUCUUUCUUAUACAUAGAAAAAGAAACGGCUUGUAAGAUUUUCGUGUCCAAGAGAGAGCUCAAACUUGUGCUACCCAAAUGGAAGACCCAAAACGCGGCAAACCAACAAUGGAUUCUCAAUUUCCAUCAACUUCAAUGCACUUGACAAACCUUGACCUUCCACCAGAACUCAUCACUGAAAUCCUAUCAAGGCUACGAGUGAAACCCCUCUUGAAAUUCAGGUGUGUGUCCAAGUCUUGGCUUGCUUUAAUCUCUAGCCCUGAAUUUAUCAAGACCCAUCUCAGUAUAUGUGCUAAUAACAAGGACUACACCAACCAUGCACUUAUGUUGGGUCCUCGUCAACCUAACAACAAUCUUAUGUACUGUUCCCUUCGUUCCUUACUUUAUAACGACUCUGUUACCCAUGCAUUUGACUUGGAUUAUCCUAUGAAACUACCCCAUAAAUCUCUUAGUAUUGUAGGUUCAGUCAAUGGGUUGAUUUGUUUUACCAUUGAGGAACAACAUAACUUUCUUUGGAAUCCAUCAAUUAGGAUGUUCAAGAAAUUGCCUUAUUCUAGGUCUACAUUGAGGUCUAAAUACUUUUUAAUGUAUGGUUUUGGAUAUGAUGAACUUCAUGAUGAUUACAAGGUAGUUGGUAUUACUACUUCAGAUAAUAAGGGUUCGUGUCAUGUCAAAAUAUAUAGUCUAAAUAGUCACUGUUGGAGAAGUACUGAUGAUUUUCAUGGUGAGUUGCCAGUCGGUAAGUCGGGUAUGGUUGUGAAUGGGAAGCUUCAUUGGUUUACUUUUAUUGCUGGUCUUAGUGCUAUUGAUCGUGUUGGGCUUAAUGGUCGGGACAUCGUUUCUGUUAAUUUGGCUGAUGGGAAAUAUGGAAAGGUGGAGCACCCCUGCUACGGAGAAGGAAAAUUUGACCUUACGCUAGGAGUGUUGGGAAGUGAUCUUUCUGUGGUUUGUAAUAAUGGGAAGACUUACACAGAUGUGUGGGUUAUGAAGGAGUAUGGGGUUAAAGAAUCUUGGAUAAAAAUGUUGACCAUCAAUCCUCCCAAUAAUCCGUUGAAUCAUCUGUUUUGUCCGCUCUUUUGCAUGUCAAAUAAAAGUCAAAUUUUGUUUGAGGAUGGAUCAACUUUCAUGAUUUACAAUCUAAAGGAUGACUCGAUAAGAUAUCGAAACAUUACCAACUGUGCUGACUUUCGGGAUGCAAACAUCUACAUUGAAAGCCUCGUUUUGCCCUUCCGCCAGAAGAAACCAAGGAUGCAGCAAAAACGAGGGCUGAAAAAGUGUAGAUGAAGAGGAGUUCUCUGUACAUUGAUUCUCAAACUUUUCUUUCUUUUGUCAAAUAUAGCAGAAGACAUUCCUAUUACUGGUAUCAUUGAUUGAACCAUAUCUGCUUGCAUAUCUUUUUGGCCAUUUUUCCUUUUUGCUUCAUGAAACAAUAAUUUUUGCAAGAGCAACUAUUUGAUUAAAGUUCGUGGUUUCUUAAUCGUCAAACUAAAUGGCACUCAACAUUGCCUAUAGUAUUGAUAGGUGAAAUGCACCAAUAACCCCUGUGUGUAGCACUUCCAAGGCUUAUUGUUUGAUCUAGGGGCUUCUCCAAUAAUCUUCUUUAGGUGAAAACUUAAUAGGGUGAAGGAGGAACCACAGGAAUGACGGAACAUCAGUUAAGGAAGCAAAUUUAGCUAUGAAAAUGAGCUAUAUUUAGGAAACAAAUUCUUGACAUGUGAUCAUGAUUGUGUGUGGUGUACCAAAGGACAUGGAAAUGUAGGAGAAAAAGAUAUGAGAAUGAGCUAUAUUUAAGAAGGCCCUGUCUAAAAGAAGUAAAGGAAAAUACAAACCUUUUUCAUUGUUGUUAUUUCUAACAGCAGUUUCCUACAAUAGUAAACUCCUUUAUCAUGCUUAGAGUAUUUAUAAUUCGACUUUUUUUAGGAAAAAAAUUCUUGUACGUUAUGUUCUAUCUUUCACAUUAUUAAAGCUAAACUAAGUAGGUGCAAUUGUUAUGUACCACCAAGUGAGAGAUGAACUUGUUUAAAGUAUUUCAAGUGUAACUCCUACUCAUAUGCAUCAACGAUGUAUCAUGAUAUUUUGAAAAAUUGACCUAAGUCAAUGUAGCAAAGCUGUAAUAAGGAAAACUAGAUAAUCCUUGUGUGAAUUAAGAGACAAUGUCAAGCGUUUGAUAGACAUGCAUCGCCUUAUAUCAAUUUGUUGAUUUGCGUCUUUUGUAAGCCAUUAAAUUGAGGAAGCAAGGGAGAAAUGUAGCGCCGGCCAAGGUAACUUAAUGUGCAUUAGUGGAACAAUAUGAAGGAGAAAAGGGAAAGAACCAAGAGGUUUGUAUUUGUGAGUUAGAUUUACUAGAGCUAGAGAGGGGCAUGGUUUCAUGUAAAUCUCCUUCUCUAAAUCAAUAAGUUACCCAUUUUUGCUAGAAUAGUAUAUUGGAUCCGUACGAGUAGCUUGUUAUUUAUUCUUAGCUUUUAUUCUUUUGGCAUUUAAUAAUAGAAUAUGUAUAGUGCAUAUAUACUACUUGAAGUUGCAUCAUGUUCCAUCUAGAUAUCAGAUAAGAUAUAUAUAAUUGUUUCCUGUUUAGUGCUUAAAAGUUGAAUGGGACAUGUCUCAAAUGUAGUUGGUAGGGAAAUGGAGCUCAUACUUUACCUUAAACAAGAAUGUAGUUUCUAAUUAAGAGUUAUGUUUGCUACAUGAUGUAGACCAUGCAUAUGGCACUUCUUCCUAAAAUCUACACUCCCUUUUAUCUAGGAGGUGUUUAGUUAAAUGUUAUGUACUAUUGAACUUUCAAGAAGUGAAUGCUGGUGUAAGGAACAACUGAUAUACUCCUUGCUGACUGCAUGAAUUGCAAUGAGUAUGAUUUUUCUCUGUAGUUGUUCUUCUUCCUCUAUCCUGUAACAUUCUGCUGCCUUCUGCACCACCCCUAAGUGUUGUUGGGCUUUUCUUCUCUUAUUUUAUCGUUAUUAUUUUGUUCUUGGAAGUCUUCUGUUCCUUCUUCUUUCUCCUCUAAUUUUUCCAUUUUCCAAUCUUUUCGUUGCCGUACUUGUUCAGUCACUCUGAGCAUAAUUGGUUAUCUGAUUGUUAGCGAUUGCUCUGCAUUCUUUAAACUUUGUGAUUUGUUAUUGGCUUUUCUAUUUUCAUGAUUAGUUCUAGGGUUUGAUUAGAUUUCUUCUGUUUGUGCUGGUUGCUGGGUUGUAUCUGAUGCACUUAUGGUACAGCAAAGCAAUACUAUACCUAAUUAAAAAGUUAUUCUUAUUCAUUCUGAUUUGAAGGAACUGAAAAUUUGAAAUGAAGAACACUGCAUCUAAUAUGAUGUUACUUUGAAGUUCUGGCGGUCUGUGGAUCCAAACAUUUGUAAAACUUAUGUCAGUCUGCUUUCUCUUGACGUCAAAGUUAUUGUUUACUUACAAAAUCAUAAUGGAAGAUCAGUGGGUAAACCUAGACAGAUCAUUGGUAGGAAGCUUGCGCCGAAUGUAGAGGAUUGCUUAGGAUGGGAAUUUGAACCCUUAAGACUUAAAAGCACUCUUAUUAGAUUUAACUUCAAAUGAGCAGGUUGGCAAAAUUGUCUUCGUUCUGACAGUGAACCAAAACAGUUGUUUGUUUGUUAACCUUAUCUUCUUUUUGAAGAGAUAUAAAGAGAAGGGAUGAAUUAUUGAACUCUAGUUUUUUUUUUACCCAAAGUUGAACUCUUAUCUAUCACCAUUCAGUUUAAACCAAAAAAGGACCAACAUAAUUCGAUGUCUCAAGUACACUAAUAAACCGAAACAUUCUGAGAUAAAUAAUUUCUUGCUAAAAUAGCAAUAAAGUAACUAAAAAGAACUGAUGAGUGAAAAAUAAACUAACAGUCUGCAUGAUAUCCCCAGCAGUAAACUUAGUACCCCUGUCCUUGUCAGCAGCUGCACGUCCCUUAGCCUUUCGGUCAAGUACUGAUUUCCUGUCUUUGUCAAGCCUGAGUUUUGUAAUAACAUCUUAGAACAGUGAAUACCAACAUUAACAGUAGAUCCAUUGACCUUCUCUCUAGUUGUACAGUCAAUGUGAAUCACCCUUUUUCUUAUAAUCGAGAAAUCCCCAUGGGUUUGUGGUGCAAGGUUUGAAGCUUGGUGGAUACUGGGCUUGCCCCUCCACCCUUCUCCUCUUAAAUACCAAGCUUUUUUCUGCAGCAGAGUUCGACCCAUACAUCCCGUGAUGUGCUCGUACUAGUAGUCCAAAUCCCUAGGGGCGUGAAUCACCCAUUUCUUGCGGUACACUUGCCCUCUCAAGUCUCAACCUUUGUAGGUCCCCA
Lycium ferocissimum is the source of this 4406-nucleotide messenger RNA. Its product is annotated as F-box/kelch-repeat protein At3g23880-like. Gene Ontology annotation, molecular function: protein binding. The record is from RefSeq and is a predicted model, not a curated record. Lineage: Eukaryota; Viridiplantae; Streptophyta; Magnoliopsida; Solanales; Solanaceae. Bases 212 to 1417 code for a protein of 401 amino acids. The transcript has 3 exons.